AUGGAAGUCGCAAUAAGUGGCUUUGCAGCUGUUGAGAUUGCACUUCAACUGGCUAAUGGCUUCGCCAAACUGCACGACUUCUGGGUCACAAUUCAGGAGGCGCCUGAGGAUAUUGCCGAUAUGGUUAGCGAGUUGAGGUGCCUCUCAGACCUGCUGAGUGAAAUCGCAACGCAGCAGUAUACUGGCCGUGGUAUUCUAAGUGCAAUGGAGCGCUGCGGGAGGAAAGUCAAAAUACUCCACGGAAUCGUCCAAGAGUUCGAACCAAACUUCACCUCACAUCUUAGGCGCGUACGAUUCUGGAAUAAACUCAAAGCGGCUCGCAAGAAGCAAAAGCUCAAGGAGUUCCGUGAAUCCCUUCUGGAAACCAAGACAACGCUUAUCCUCGCUUUGACGCCCAAAUGGUUGGUCAAGUUCAUCUCAAGAACAGCCAUCGGAAAUGUUCGAGAUGCGCUCGAUACCCGGGAACCACGGGUAUCGGCACCAUCUCAAAGUACUUCUGAUAGCGAGUCACCACCAUCAUACUCUGAAGCCAAGCCCACGGUACUGGAAAGGGCCGAUGAUGGAACGAUUUCAUCUGUCCCUGAUGUUCAAGACCCUAUCCGAAAUCUCAUUGAAAGUGCUCUGCUCGCGGCAACUCGGGAUUCUUUCGAUGGCACCUCAUUUGCAAAAUUGAUGAACGACAUGAUGCAACAUGCUUCUUCCGUACAGUCUCCAGAACGCAGCUACCACACCACUCGUCCAGUUCAACCUCAUUGCAGCACAUCUGACAAGCCUACAAGCCAGACUCCUAUAGCUGAUCAAGUCGAGACCGCGUCCGCUUUACUUCGUCAGCAGGGAGGGUCCCCAAAAGUUUAUCAUCAAAUCUCAGGGACCGAGACUCCGUUCGGAACCAUUUGGUGCAGAACCAGCACGGUGAAGACAAAUGGUCGCUCCAAGUCACCCAAAGGGAUUCAUCUGGUGACCUCGUACGUUUAUUACCCUUCAUGGUGGCUGAGCAAGCUUGGUGUCAAGACUGGCAUGGAAGCAAACUUGAGCAGCUCCCCCAAGGGAUGGCAGUUUUGCCUUAAUCCUGUCCGUGCAGUCCCGGACGACUCUUUAAUCUUUGAUUUUUGCAAGACCGGCAACAUUGAAGCAGUCCAGCAUAUGAUAGCCCGAGGCGUCGCCUCGGUGCAGGAUACGAAUUCCAAGGGUUGGACACCUCUACACUUCGCAGCCGAUGCGGCCAACGUCGAAUUAUGCGAAUUCCUGAUUUCGGAACGGGCUGACAAAAGAGCUUUAGCCUAUGAAGGCCCUUCCGAAAACACGCUCUCGUCGGUGACAAUCUUCGCAGAGAAAGUUCAAUGUCUGUCCGCACAGCGUAAGAUUGCUAUGCUUCGUCUAUUCUUGGAUACUCUGGAUUUGUCGGAGCCCAGUGACGAUGGAUGGACCGUGAUUGGAUCUCUGGUAAAAGCGCAAUCUAGGGAAGAUAGCUCCCUUGCUUCAAACAGCAUAAGCUGGUUUCUGCAGCAAUUCUCGACGGACAAGAUGGUCAAAUUCGGAGCCAAAACGCUGUGGCACGGCCUUCAGCACGCCGUGCGUGCUUUCAUACAGCUCACCCAGGAGGAUAUGGUCUUGCAAGAACUGAACGAUCUUGGAGUCAACAGCAUAAAGAGCUCGAUUAGAAGGUCGCAGGUCGUGUCUCUAGCUCGUUGGACAGCACUUCGAGUCGCAGGGCGACGACUGUUACCGAUGCUGAACAUAGCAGGCGCGAUCCUUCAUUGCCCAGGCUUUGAUUGGGUUGGGGAUGGUCCACAACCCAACGCCGCCCUGGCGGAAAAGCAGUUACCGUUUAUCUUCUCCACGUGGACAAGCACCCUAGCAGACAGUAUCGAAAGCGUUCAGGAACUCACAGCCGUGGAGCUUCAGGCAAUUUUGGAACAAGCAGGCUGGACGUCAGCAUUCUUUCAAGGAUUGGAUUCAAAGCUUUUUGAUGAGCGACCUCAAAGCCAGCAACGCUGCAGCGCUAAACCUCGUUGUUCAGCCUGCGGUGACGACUAUACUUUCUUGGGAGCUGGAGUGGUGGAGCCCUCUUGGAUUGCCUUUGCCGAGUGCACCAAAUCCAAACACCGAUUCGACUGUCUUUGUUCCAAUUUCCCUUGGAGUGAGGUGGUGAGCAAAAUCGACCACAUUCGGCAGAGCCAUCAAUCAAUGCGAGAGGAGGACGACGAUAAGAAGCCGGGGGAAAUUCAACAACAGCUCGGGCUUUCCCGUGCCCACACUAGUCAGCUUGAUGACGGAGACGACGCUAACGUUGACACGGAAGAUGAAGACCCCUUCUACGACACCCUACCCGAACAGCUUAGAGAAGGAGAGCAAACCAAGGAAGAUGAGGAAAGCUUAAUCAUACAAGCGCUCGAAACACUCAACAAAACAGACCCCUUUUCUUCCAUUGCCCUUGAUCUCUACCGCACCCAGGGUCAAGCCUGGCUCGGAUCUUACCAGCCGGCCGAGUCGCUUUGUGGCACGUGCUUUCUCAGGAGGGAAAGGUAUAUUGAUGAAAAAGGGGAUCCGGGCAAUGAUAUGGUCAAGCCACCCGAGAGGUUUGUGAUGAUAAUUUGA
Molecule: messenger RNA, 2598 nt
Organism: Endocarpon pusillum Z07020
Lineage: Eukaryota; Fungi; Ascomycota; Eurotiomycetes; Verrucariales; Verrucariaceae
Exons: 7
Coding region: 1-2598 (865 amino acids)
Molecular function (GO): protein binding
Source: RefSeq, a predicted model, not a curated record